AUGGCGGCCCCCAAUAUGAGCGUGGGUAAACCUACCGCGGACCGUUUACCGUGCAAUACCACCAGUUUUCAGAAGAAAUCACGAAGCAAACUAGUUUCAAUACCUGGCACAAGACCUUCGAUUCAAAAUGGGCAACUUAUUGUUUCGACUGGUGUCACAUCUCUCGACUACGUGAUUGGUGGUGGUUUAGCAGUUGGAACCCUUCUCCUCAUAGAGGAGGACCGAUAUGACAGCUACUCUCGUAUGCUACUCAAGUACUUCCUGGCAGAGGGGGUGGUGUGUGGACAUGAACUCUACGUGGCGUCUGCCCUGGACCACCCCAAUGACAUCCUACAGGAGCUCCCCGCCCCCAUCCUGGAUGACAUCGCCAGCCCCAAAACAGUGGAGGACCAGGCAAAGUCAUGUGACCCUGAGAGUCAGGACGCCAUGAAGAUCGCCUGGCGCUACCAGCACCUGCCAAAAGUACAGACGGCCCUGGCGUCCUCGUCGAGGUUCGGACACUACUACGACGUCUCCAAGACAAUGGACCCUGAGAUCUGCCAGGCGGCCAGGUGCCACGGCUUCUACCUUCCAGAACACUCCACCGCUGUGACAUCACCCACCGCCACCGGGCAGAGCCCUAUGCCAGAGACCUACUCCUCUCUGCUGAACAAUCUCCAGGAGGUCGUCCACAGGGAAGGCUUUGAUGGAUCCGUCCCCCAGACCAAGUCACGGAACAUCCUGCGGAUCGGGCUGCACUCCCUCGGCUCCGCCCUGUGGGGUGACGACCUGUGUUGCCGUGAAAACCCAAGCCACGGCCACGCCCUCACCACCUUCCUUUACGGCCUCCGGGCCAUGCUGAGGUCAUCGCUCUCUGUCGCCGUGGUUACCGUGCCCUCACACCUCAUCCAGAACAGAGCUCUGAUGGGCAAUGUAACCAGGUUGUGUGACACGGCCAUUGCUCUAGAGUCCUUCAGAGGCUCAGAGAGAGAGACCAACCCCCUGUACAAAGAUUACCACGGUCUGCUAGAUGUACGUCAGCUGCCCUAUCUGAACUGCCUGGUGUGUGAUCUGCCCGACAACAAGGACCUGGCCUUCAAACUCAAGAGGAAGCAGUUCACCAUUGAGAGACUACAUCUGCCUCCAGACCUGUCAGAGACGGUGAGUCGUGUGAGCCGGGGAGAGCUGACAGGGACAGCCAUGGUGGGCUCCUCAGGCUGUGGCUCCGGCUCCACUGGCAACAGACAUCUGGACUUUUAGAACCCCCCUCACCAUCAUCGCCGCUGGCAACAAACAUCUGGACUUCUAGAACCCCCUCACCAUCAUCACCGCUGGCAACAAACAUCUGGACUUCUAGAACCCCCUCACCAUUAUCACCGCUGGCAACAAACAUCUGGACUUCUGGAACCCCCUCACCAUUAUCACCGCUGGCAACAAACACCUGGACUUCUAGAACCCCCUCAACAUUAUCACUGCUGGCAACAAACAUCUGGACUUCUAGAACCCCACUCACCAUUAUCACCGCUGGCAACAAACACCUGGACUUCUGGAACCCCCUCACCAUUAUCACCACUGGCAACAAACACCUGGACUUCUGGAACCCCCUCACCAUUAUCACCGCUGGCAACAAACACCUGGACUUCUAGAACCCCCUCACCAUUAUCACCGCUGGCAACAAACACCUGGACUUCUAGAACCCCCUCACCAUUAUCACCGCUGGCAACAAACACCUGGACUUCUAGAACCCCCCUCACCAUUAUCACCGCUGGCAACAAACACCUGGACUUCUAGAACCCCCCUCACCAUUAUCACCGCUGGCAACAAACAUCUGGACUUCUAGAACCCCCUCACCAUUAUCACCGCUGGCAACAAACACCUGGACUUCUAGAACCCCCCUCACCAUUAUCACCGCUGGCAACAAACACCUGGAUUUCUAGACCCCCCCUCACCAUUAUCACCGCUGGCAACAAACAUCUGGACUUCUAGAACCCCCCUCACCAUUAUCACCGUUGGCAACAAACACCUGGACUUCUAGAACCCCCUCACCAUUAUCACCGCUGGAAACAAACAUCUGGACUUCUAGAACCCCCUCACCAUCAUCACCGCUGGCAACAAACAUCUGGACUUCUAGAACCCCACUCACCAUUAUCACCGCUGGCAGCAAACACCUGGACUUCUAGAACCCCCUCACCAUUAUCACCGCUGGCAACAAACAGCUGGACUUCUAGAACCCCCUCACCAUCAUCACCGCUGGCAACAAACACCUGGACUUCUAGAACCCCCUCACCAUUAUCACCGCUGGCAACAAACACCUGGACUUCUAGAACCCCCUCACCAUUAUCACCGCUGGCAACAAACACCUGGACUUCUAGAACCCCCUCAC
Molecule: messenger RNA, 2362 nt
Organism: Salvelinus namaycush (lake trout)
Lineage: Eukaryota; Metazoa; Chordata; Actinopteri; Salmoniformes; Salmonidae
Gene: elp4
Product: elongator acetyltransferase complex subunit 4
Exons: 10
Coding region: 1-1239 (412 amino acids)
Biological process (GO): tRNA wobble uridine modification
Cellular component (GO): cytoplasm; elongator holoenzyme complex; transcription elongation factor complex
Source: RefSeq, a predicted model, not a curated record